GGGGUCUGCCGUGGCCUCCCCGCCGGCGGAGGCGGCCGCCGGGCGGCGGGCGGUGAGUGCGGAGGCCUCGUGCGGGGAGUAUCGGUUUCCGCUCCGGCUCUUCGUGGCCAUCGACCUCUGUCCUGCAGUGCGGUCGGGCGCUGGGCGCUUUGCCGCGCGGCUGCGGGAGGAGCACAGGCUGGCCGCGGGAGGCGUCAAAUGGGUGGACCCUUCGCUGAUGCACCUCACGCUGAAGUUCCUUGGCGCCGUGGAUGAGGACGGGCUGGCCGCGCUGCGGGCCUCGCUGCCGCCCGCGGUGCACUCGGUCGAGCCCUUCUCGCUGACGCUGCGGCGCGGGGGCGUCUUCCGCCAGGCCAGGCAGCGGCCGCGCGUGCUGUUCCUCGGCGUAGGCGGGCGGCACCGCGGAGGGGCCCUCCUUUUCGGAGCCGGGUCUGAGCGGGCAGGGUCUGCGUGCCCCGCCCCGACCCCACCGGCUUUCUCUCCCUUUCUCGUUUUUUUGUUUUUGUUUGUUUUCCCCCGUUUUUUUGUGAUUUGUUUUGUGUUUUUUCCUCUCUCUCUCUCUUUCUCUCUUUCUGUCUCCAU
Prorocentrum cordatum is the source of this 582-nucleotide messenger RNA. The record is from the annotation of a GenBank genome assembly. NCBI's taxonomy places the organism in Eukaryota, Dinophyceae, Prorocentrales, Prorocentraceae.